AUGGAAGACAUUAGAGGUCUUGUGUUGGGCCAGCAGCAUGGCGUGAUCCCGGAAGGCCGUCAGCACCAGCAGCAACAGCAGCAGCAGCAGGCAGCGAGUAUCGAUGGCCAACAGCAGCAGCGGCAGCAGCAGCAGCAGCAGCAGACGCAGCAGCAGCGGCAGACGCAGCAGCAGACACAGCAGCAGCAGCAGCAACAGCAGCAGCAGCAGCAGCAGCAGCAACAGCAGCAACGGCAGCAGCAGCAGCAGCUACGCGCAGAGGAUACAGCGGAGGCACAGCCCGCGCACCUCACGCUGCGCUCGCCGUUCCUUCCGUCCGCGUCCGCUCCCGCCGUCGCCCAUCGGCCGCACCGUGUGUGCGACGCGUGUUCGUGCCAGCCCGCGGUGCUCUACUGCGCCGCGGACGACGCGUACGUCUGCGAGCCCUGCGACGUCUUCGUGCACUCCGCCAAUCCGCUCUCGCAGCGCCAUGAGCGCGUGCGCUUGGGCCCCAACGGCGCGCCGCUUAAGAUAGAUCGCAGAGGCGCGGGGUUGUCUUCCGAUGCGGCCGGCAGUCUUCCGCGCGCCGUUGCGGGGAGAGUGCUGCGCGGAGAGUUGGCGCAGAGCCUGCUUCCGCGCGCAGACGAGUCUGGGGUUCGGGGCGCGGCGGCGACGUGCAGUGACGCGGAGGAGGGUGUGGCGGGGAGCGUGGCGGGGCCGACGGCGGGCGCGAUCGGCGCGGAGAGCGCGCAGAGCGGACUGCCCUCCAGCAUGUCCGGCACGAGCUCGUCGUCGCACCCGCCCGACCCCCGCUGCCCCUCCCGCGCGCACCGCCCGCCCGACACCAACUGCACAGCUCAAGGCGGGGUUGCUGUCGCGCGCGCGGGUGACGCGAGGAGGGGAGCAGGUAGAGGGGGGAGAGCGGCGGAUGAGGUGGACGUUGCAGGGGGGAGCGCGGGGGGCAGGCUGCAAGGGGCGAGUGCAGGCGGGGUGGCGUGCAGCGUGUUGCGGUGGAAGGUGCGGGAGGGCGCCGCCGCCAUGCAUGCGCCGCAGGACCACCACCCGCAGCAGCAGCAGUCCACGCCGCAGAGCAGACCGGCCGCGUCACCUGCACCUGCGCAUGACGCAGCGCCCAAGGCAACAGCUGGCUCUGUGCGCCUAUCACCAGCGUCCACGUGGUCGUUUGCCCCCUCUCCACGUCACACCAACGAGUCCCUGCAGGGUGCCUCGCCGUGGGCCAAGGCCGCAGCCGGCGCGGCGCAUUCCCCCCUCUCCGCGCCCGCGGGGUUGUGCGCCAAAUCACAUCUGCUGCGCGCGCCCGCGAGCCCGUUCACUCCCCCCAGCCCCUAUGCAGGCUGCCUGCUCUCGCUGCCCGGCGCGCCAGGCGGGAAGGCGCACGCGCCUCGAUCUCUCCAGUCGCCCCGCACUGCUCCUCCUGCACCCGCAUCCGCACCCGCACCCGCUCCCGCACCCGCUCCCGCACCCGCAUCCGCAUCCGCGGCCGGCGGACGGGGCGUGGAAGCACGCGACGGGCGAGACACGGCGAGGGGUGCCGUGCGGGCGGGAGGAGAGGCGAGGGGAGCGGAGGAGGUGCAGGGGGGCGGGGGGAGGGAGGAGAGGGAAGGAGGCGCGGAGAUAGCGGCGGGAUGGAUGGACGAGCGGGUGGCGCAGGUGUGCGGGGAGGAGGAGGCGGGGGAGGCGGGGCGACUGGGCAGCAGCAGCGGGUUCGAGGAGUUCGAGGACAUGAUGAGCGGCAUGGGGGGCGCGGAGGGCGCGGCGGGCAUGGCGGGCAUGGCGGGGCUGGACGACAUCGACGAGGACGACCAGUUCGCGCGCGACCUCGCGCUCUGCAUGACCCCGCGCGCGGCCCCGCCGCCCUCCGCCACACCUCCCGCCGCUUGCCCCCCGUCGUCCCCUCUCCUGGCGAGGCUGCAAACCGCUGCUGCGGCGCAGCAGGCCCAUCCCAACCAUGCCAGCUACUUCACCCCCCCGUCUGCCACUUCAGCCGCCGCUGCCUCUGGCGCUGGCGCUUCCCCAUGCGGCGAGUCCCCCCACGCGUCAGUGGCGGCGGCAGCGGUGCAGCCCGCGGCGGCGGUCCAUGCGUCGCGCACCCACGCGCUGCCCCCUGACGGCCCCGGGCUGCCCGCGCGCCCCGCGAAGCGACAGCACCUGCGGGGACUGGGGUUUGGUUGGGCAGCAGGUUUGGUUGCAGGCUCAGGUGCAGGUAUGAGUGUAGGUGCACAGGGAGGGGAGGGAGCUGGGAGUGCAGCGGGAGCGACAGGCGGGGUGAGAAGCACAGCAGAGGGGGGAGGGCUGGCCAGUAUUGCGGAAGGCGGGGGGGCGGGCGUGGAGGCGGGAGGAGGAGGUGGGGUGAAGCGUGAGGCAUGGGUGGGCAUGGGUCCAGUGGCAGCACGACAGGGCGUGCAGGGCGUGGGGAUGGCGGGCAUGCGUGGGCACGCACAGCAGCACAUGCACCUUCCCAUGCACCCCCAGGGCCUGUCACCCUGCGCAUCGCUGGACCGCUGCAACCCUGCGUCCCCCACCGCCGCUGCUGCGAGCAUGUCCGUCAGCCACGCCCCUGCCAGCAGCUUCCUCAGCUCCUCCGCUGCUGCUGCUGGCAGCGCCGUGGCAUCCGCAGCAGCGCUGUCAGAUUCCGCCAUGGACGCGCGCGCCCCCGCCUCUGCCUCCGCCUCCGCGUCCGCCACCCACUCACACUCACACUCCCACUCGCUCUCGCUCUCCGAUGGCCAGCAGCACCACCAGGGGCACGCGCAACCCCUGCAGCAGCGCACGGCAGCAGGGGGUGGGAGCCCGGCGGAGAGAGCUGCAGAGCGGUGGGAGGGCAGUGAGGGCAGGAGGGCGCGGGAGUGGAAUGGGAAGGUGGGUGCGUGCGGGGGUGAAGCCAGGGGGCGGUCAUCAGGGGAGGCGGAGGGGGGCGUGGAGGAGGCAGAGGAGGUGGUGAUGGAGGAGGGCGCCGUGGAGGCUCAGCUCAAGGGCGUCGCCUCGCACCUCACCCUGCUCGCCGCACACCCUCACUGCCCUCCCGCACACCAACCCCAGGGGGAGAACGUGCGGGGCAGCAAGGAGGGUGCGGACAGGCGUGCAGCAGCGAUGCGAGGCGUGCUGGGUAGUUUGGGGGAGAGGGGUGCGGGCGGGCGGUGGUGUCCGGCGCUGCACCUCAACUAUGCUGACAUCAUCACUGCCUGGUCGCAUAACGGCCUCCAGGCAUCGCCCUGGCUGGACGACACCCCCCCCUCGCUCGCCCUCCACGCGCAGCCCUCUGUGUGCUCCGAACCCCAGCCACUGCAGGCGGCCAUGACCCCACACUCGGUGAUCAGCACGGGGCGAGAGGAGGGACCGGAGGGCGAGGUGGGCGAGUCGGGGGUGAGUCGUGUGGCGUCGGUGCCGCACGGGCUGGACCGCGUGUGCAGCGACCUGCUGCUCGAGGACGGGCACCUGGACGGGCACAUUGACGGGCAGGUGGAGGGGCAGGUGGAGGGGUACGUGGAGGGGCGGGAGGCGCGGGUGCUGCGGUACCGGGAGAAGCGGCGCAACCGGCUCUUCUCCAAGACCAUCCGCUACCAAGUGCGCAAAGUCAACGCCGACCGCCGCCCGCGCGUCAAGGUGUGCUCUUGGGGGAGGAGAUGGGAUUUGAAGGCUGUUGUGGUUUUCUUUCAUGGCUUCUGUUAG
This is a messenger RNA of Closterium sp. Naga37s-1, 3669 nucleotides long. The record is from the annotation of a GenBank genome assembly. Lineage: Eukaryota; Viridiplantae; Streptophyta; Zygnematophyceae; Desmidiales; Closteriaceae.